Diaporthe citri is the source of this 453-nucleotide messenger RNA. RefSeq lists its product as uncharacterized. Bases 1 to 453 code for a protein of 150 amino acids. NCBI's taxonomy places the organism in Eukaryota, Fungi, Ascomycota, Sordariomycetes, Diaporthales, Diaporthaceae. The record is from RefSeq and is a predicted model, not a curated record. The transcript has 3 exons.
AUGGCACCCCGACCGUUCCGCUUGGUUGUCGGAGUUCCUCGCGAUGACACGAUCGAGCCCUUGACACCAACGACAACGCAGCCACAGAGCGUCGCACCUAUGACGGCACGAUACCAGCCUGACCGGACCCAGGGCGAUGCUCACCCAGAAUGCCAUGCCUAUCCUGGCAGGUCCGACGUCGAGGCACUCAUGUCCCGCAAGCUCCAGAGGAGUCGCCACACCAGCACAUCCCAAGAAGGGAUCUGGGACUGCCUCUCCGACUUUUGGGAAAGCUGGUGCUUCUUUGACCGUGCUGCGAUCGAUGCUGUGAUCGAUGCUGCGAUAGGUGCUGUGACCGGUGCUGUGACCGGUGUUGUGAUAGAUGUUGCGAUAGAUGGGCCACGGUAUGCAUCGAAGUAUGCGGGAGGAGGACGCCGUCCGGUCAGUGACAUAGCGACCGUCUGGUUCUGUUAG